AUGGUAUUCAGGCAACUAAGCAGCGCGAGCUCGGCGCUCCUCAUCCGCAUCCCACCCAAGAUCCUGGUCGUGAUCGGGAUCAUGGCGGUGGGAGCACCCGCCCUAGCCACUGCCCAAGCGUACAGCUCCAAGGAGCUGUUGACUUGGAUGCAGUCCAGCAACUUCGGCUACCAGGUGCUCCAGCAGGCCCUGCAAGACAGCCAAUCCUCCAGUGCCUCUGAGGCGUCUUGCCUGGCGGAGGUGCGCCGCCUGCUCAAGGGAGCAGAGGCCAAAUCCUUGCCAGCUCUUCGAGUUUUCGACGCCUGGGGAAAGUUUCCGCAAGGACUGCUCUACGGACACUUCACGGACAUGGGCAACUACGAGUCCUGCCUCAGCUUGGAUCUCAGCCAGAGUCUGGCCGGAGCCAAGUAUUGCCUGAGUCGUCUGCAGUUCGAGAGCUUGCUCAUGGAGUCCGCCGGCGCAGAUGCCAUCAACCUGAGCAUAGGCACCUGCAUACCCUCGUCCUGCAGUGCCGCCCAACUCAGUCGAUGGAUGUCUGGCCAUCUGAAGGAUAUGUUUGGGCGGAACUCGACGGGCACUACUGCGGUGCAGGAGAAGGACUGCAGCUUGGCGCACAGAGAGCCCAUGAGUGGACUUGACUGGUCUGCCGUUGCGAUUCUCGUCUUAUUGUGCGCUGUCGUUCUGCUGGCUACAGUUUUGGACUACAGCGAAGUGUCCAACAAUCUGCUGGGUUCCUUUUCCCUGCGCAAAAAUGUACCCCAGUUGCUUAAGACCUCGCACGCACCAUCGCCCCGAGUGAUUCCAUGUCUGCAUGGCAUUCGUUGCUUGACCAUCAUCUGGAUCAUACUUGGCCACGGCUACAUGUACCUCCUACUGGCGCCCACCGUUAAUGCCUACGACAUCGUGGCCUGGGCCCAGACGCCCUUCUCCAUGGUCCUCCAGAGCGGCUCUACGUCCGUGGACACCUUCUUCCUGCUGAGUGGACUGCUCCUGGUGCUGAGCGCCCUGCGGGAGAUGGAUCGAUCGCAGGGGCAUCUCCAUGUGCCACUGAUGUAUCUGCACCGUCUGGUGCGCCUGACUCCCGUCCUGGCCCUGGCCGUGCUCAUCUUCAUGACUCUUUUCCCGCGACUGGACAGUGGUCCCCUGUGGAACCAGUUUACCAGCUCCUCGGAGCUCUGCCGCGAUACCUGGUGGGCCACGCUGCUCUACGUCCAAAACUAUGCAGCUCCUGGUAGGAUGUGCUUGGGUCAUUCGUGGUAUCUGGCGGUGGAUAUGCAGCUGUAUAUUGUAUCACCGCUUCUUCUGAUCGCCCUCUACAAAUGGAGAAGAAGGGCUGUCGCGGGUAUUGUCCUGCUAAUCCUUCUGCUGUCCGGCUGCGUCUUUGGUAUAGUUAUGCUGCGGGAACUGAAAGUGUUUGAUCGAUACGGAAACCUUGGUGGUGACAGCACCGAGAUGCGUCUCAUCUACUACACCACCCAUGCCAGAGCCACUCCCUGGUUGAUUGGACUGCUCUUUGGCUACUUUCUGCACCACCAGAGUGCAGGGAAGAGCCGCCUGCCCAAGUGGUUGGCUUUGCUGCUGUGGAUGCUGAGCCUUUCCAUGCUGGCCACUGUGAUCUUCGCCGUAUAUCCUUAUACCCAGAGUGGGACAGGGGACAUUUCCGCGCUGGCUGGAGCCUUCUAUCUGUGUUGCAGUCGGAUUGCCUGGCCUUUGGCCUUGUGCUGGAUCAUCUGGGCGUGCCAGAAUGGACUGGCACCCAUUGUGAAUGAGUUCCUGAGCUGGUCCUUUUGGCAGCCGCUUUCCAAGCUAUCCUACUGCCUCUAUAUAUGGCACCUUCUGGUGGAAACGGUUCACAUAGCGCGAAUCAAGACGAGUCUGCACUUUUCUGACUACGACGCUUUUCUCCGCUUUUGGUCGGACUUUGGCAUCACCUUGUUCGUAUCCCUAUUCAUGCACCUUUUUGUUGAGGUGCCAUUGGGGCGCCUCGAGAUGGAGCUGCUGCAAAGGCGUCCAAGGAAAGCGGACAAUGCAGAAAGUCCCAGGGUAGAGACAGCUACUGAACCUACUGACCAAAUUCCAGCGACUAGCAUUUCGCGCCAGAACUUAAUCAACCCGUAAACACAGAUUUUACAAUUGUUAUCUAGGUUUAAGUCAAGCAAGUUAGAUUGCAAGUCUAAGCUGUGAACAGUGUUUUUCAAUAAGCCUACCGUUUUUGUUAACCUAU
Molecule: messenger RNA, 2224 nt
Organism: Drosophila erecta
Lineage: Eukaryota; Metazoa; Arthropoda; Insecta; Diptera; Drosophilidae
Product: nose resistant to fluoxetine protein 6
Exons: 8
Coding region: 1-2118 (705 amino acids)
Molecular function (GO): acyltransferase activity, transferring groups other than amino-acyl groups
Source: RefSeq, a predicted model, not a curated record